Molecule: messenger RNA, 1517 nt
Organism: Impatiens glandulifera
Lineage: Eukaryota; Viridiplantae; Streptophyta; Magnoliopsida; Ericales; Balsaminaceae
Product: protein ROH1-like
Exons: 1
Coding region: 81-1217 (378 amino acids)
Source: RefSeq, a predicted model, not a curated record
AUCCAUCUCUUCAUCUUCUCUCUCUCAAACCUCCUCUCAUUUCCACUUCUCGUUUCAAUUUUCAUGCAAUUUAGAUAAAAAUGCCGGCAACAGAUUACCAAGGUUCAUCAAGAUCAAUACUGAGUAUACGACGAGAUCAGAUUCAUUCAGCAGAAUCAGCCAACGACGGAGCGGAACUCGAAUCUUUCAAAAAGCAUGUCCUCGACCGUUUUCACGAUUUAUCGGUAGCGGAUCACAAAGAACUACUCUCUCUUCCAUGGAUUACAAAACUCCUAGAUGCCUUCCUCUGUUGCCAGGAAGAAUUCAGAAUGUUGAUGUUCAACAACAAAGAAAUCACAACCAAACCUCCAAUGGAUCGGAUCAUUUCCGAUUUCUUCGAGAGAAGCGUCAAAGCUCUCGAUGUCUGUAACGCAAUUCGUGACGGAAUUGAACAGAUCAGACAGUGGCAGAAGUUACUUGAAAUCGUUCUAUGUGCUUUGGAUAAUCAGAGAAGUCUCGGAGAAGGUCAAUUUCGCAGGGCGAAGAAGGCUUUAACGGAUUUAGCAAUCGGAAUGCUGGAUGAGAAGGAGUCGAACGCCGCGGCGGCGGCAGCCGCCGCCGCCCAUAGAAACCGUUCUUUUGGGCGAAACAAUACACCAAAGGAGGAUAGCAAUAAUAAAUCACUAGGUCAUUUCCGAUCUUUAUCAUGGAGUGUUUCUCGUUCCUGGUCUGCUGUUAGGCAGAUUCAGGCAUUAGGAAGUAAUCUAGCAGCUCCGAGGACGAACGAGAUAUCUGCAACAAAUGGAUUAGCGGUGGCGGUUUAUACAAUGAACUGUGUUCUAUUGUUUGUUAUGUGGGUGUUGGUGGCUGCAAUCCCAUGUCAGGACCGUGGAUUACAAGUGCAUUUGAACAUUCCUAGACAGUUUAUAUGGGCGAGUCCUAUUGUAUCUCUUCAUGAGAGGAUUGUUGAGGAAUCAAAAAGGAGGGAUCGAAGAAACACAUGUGGGUUGUUGAGGGAGAUAGAAAAGAUAGAGGUUUGUGUAAGACAGAUGAAUGAAUUGACUGAAAUUGGGAAUAGGUUUCCUUUGACAGAAGAGAAGGAAGGUGAAGUUAGGAGAAGAGUUGAUGAAUUGGAUGAGAUUGUUAAAGCUGUUAAGAAUGGAUUGGAUCCAUUAGAACGACAAGUAAGACAAGUUUUUCAUAGGAUUGUGAGAAGCCGGACUGAGGGGCUUUCAUGAUUUUGAUUCAUCGGUACUAUUCUCCUCCGGCGACAGGACAGGCGAGGUUAUACAAAUAUCUUAUCCAGUACUAGCUGUAGGUACCAGGUACCAGCCGCCCCAUGAAUACAAAAAUAAGAUGUUUGAAAUUGUAAUUUGUUGUUAUUAUUAUUAUUAUUUGGUUUUGACUUUGAAGAUAUUGAUACAGAGAAGAGGUCUGGAAUGGAUAUUUUCUCUGGAAAUUGACUGUAAUGAUGAUGGUGAAAAGGGGUGGGUGGUGGAGUGUAUGAAAUACAAAUAUGAUUAUUAUUAUUUUAUUUU